AUGUCGCUGUUGUUUGUGCCUGAGGACGAGGAAUACGACGAUAAAGCAGAAACGCUCUUUGUUCCAGAUGACCAUGAGCCAGACCACAUUGUCUCAGAACUAGAGCAGAAAGAUAAAGCAGAGGAGAUCGAAGCCGAGUAUGUGGAGCCCGAGAACCAGCCGGAGAUAUCGGAAGAACGCACCAGAGCCCAUUACGCUAGGGCAAUGGCCCAGGACGAUGAGGGCUCUAUACCUGUGGUAAGAGAGGAGAAAGCAGAAGUGACUGCGAUCUACGAGUCCAGGGAGGUCUGCUGCCUGCUUCCUUUGGGCUUUUAUCAGGAGAUUGUGGAGAACAUGUUGGCAAAAGACGGGCUUCUUAUUUUGGGAAGAGGCCUAGGGUGUGAGGUGAUUACUGCCAAUUUGCUCUAUGCGCUUAGUCUGCCGUCGGUGACGCUAGAACGGGGCAAAACGGUCACGAAAAAGAAGAGUUUGGUCAUUUUGCUCGGCGCCGGCGAGGAGGAGAUCGUCAAGUUGAACGACCUUUUGGUGGAACUACGAUGGUUGAAUGCGGUAGCGGGAAACGAUACAGAAAACGAAUUGGAGCCGGCGCUUCGGGUCGUCGGAGGCUCCGACCUUGCUAAUACGAAUAAGCGUCGUGACAUGUACAUGAAGGGAGGCGUUCUCAGUAUUAGUUCAAGGAUCUUGGUGGUGGAUAUCCUUUCUGGUAUUCUUAAACCGCUGGACAUUACGGGCUUCUUUGUGCUCCACGCUGAAAAAAUCAGGGAAACGCUGAACGAUUCGUUCAUCAUCAACUUGUACAGGGACCAGAACGAUUGGGGUUUCGUCAAGGCUAUAUCUGACGAGCCUGAGUCGUUCACAGGGUUCACGCCUUUGGCAAGCAAGCUCAAGUACCUCCGAAUGAGCAAUGUGUUUCUCUGGCCUCGGUUCCACGUUGAGGUGACUUCGCUGUUGAUGCUCAGGUCGUCCAAGCAGAAGAUGAGAAGCACAGUGACCGAGAUCAACGUCAAGUUAUCGAAAAAAAUGGCCAAGAUUCAAACGGCAAUUUUGUCGUGUUUGACUGCAUGUCUUCAAGAGCUCAAGAGACACAACCCCACUCUAGAUACGGAUUACUGGGAUGUGGAAAAUUUGCAUGAUACUGAUUUCGUCACACGAGUGAGACUCUCGCUUGAGUCCCAAUGGCACAGAAUAUCGUGGACGUCCAAGCAGCUCGUCUACGAUUUGGGCACACUUAAGGAGCUUUUGGCAAGUCUACUUCGAGACGAUUCGCUUUUGUUCUACCAGCGUGUUCAGGGAAUUGUCGAUACGAACAUUCGAUCGUCAGGAGCAGGCACCAUGAAUGCCACAACCAUGAGUCCCUGGCUUAUGAUGGACGAAGGCACAACCAUCACGUCAUACGCUAAAGAGCGUGCUUUAGGAAGAGUGACAGUGGCCGCAGAAGCUGCCGAAGAGGGCCAGGAGGCCGCCGAGGUAUCCAGAGAAAAAACCGAGGUCUACAAUUUGGAGGAGCUUCCGAAAUGGGAACAGUUGGUGUUGCUUGUGGACGACAUUAUUCACGAACGGUCUUUCGACAACACCAAAACGGAGGGACCAAUUCUCAUUAUGUGUUCGUCACUGAAGACCGCCCAGCAAUUGAGCUCCAUCUUAUCAAAGGCUAAAAAGAAGGUUCACGAGCCUACAGGGCGUAAGUGGUUCUCGUGCAAAGGUUAUAUGGUGAGCAAGCUCCGGGAGUAUCUACAAUGGAAAGAGCUCAUUUCGUUGACCAAAAGGCUCAAUACCGAGUUGGUCGAGAAGGCCAAUGAGGACAGCCGGGAAGGCACCCCGGACUCUGCUGCUGACGAAAAGCUCAACACCAGUAAGACGUUUACUAGAGGCAACAACGUUCCUCGAAGCAAAAGAAGAAGAACCCGUGGAGCAGCUGCGGUUGCAAAUGUGGCGAGAUUGCACUCUGGAAGCGACUAUGAAAAAACUGCCGGACCGGUGGACUUAGAGCAGGAUAUCGUCGACCGCUUGGAGCAGGAUGUGAAAGAGGAGUACGAUAGCAAUGACGAGCUUGAGGAGCCAGAGUUGGUGGAGGAGAAGGAGCACGAUGAAACUGCCGAGGACACAUUCAGAAACUUCUACGCUGAAGCCGAGUCUCCACACAUAAGAACAGCAGCCAUCAAUUUGGAGCAUAUCGAAAAGUACAACCAAGUCAUCAUCGAAACCUACAACGACAAGACCAACGAGACAUUGCUCCAGGAGUUGUGUCCGCUGUACAUCAUCAUGUACGAGCCGGAUCUAGCAUUCAUCAGGCGUGUGGAGGUGUACCAUGCCACCAAUGCCAAUGUUGAGCCCAAGACCUAUUUCAUGUACUACGGCACCUCUGUCGAGGAGCAAACACACUUGAUGAGAAUCAGAAAGGAGAAGCUGGCAUUCACCAGUCUCAUCAGAGAAAAAGCCAAUUUGGGCAAGCGUUUUGCUGGAGAACAAGAGAACUGGAAGUUCCAUCUUCGGAAGCCCCAGGUGGUGAACACCAGAAUAGCUGGAGGCGCCAAAUUCCGCACGGAGGAAGACGAGAUGAGAGUUAUUGUGGAUUCUCGAGAAUUCCGCUCUUCGCUACCAAACUUGCUUUAUAGAGUGGGCAUCCAGGUUAUUCCGUGCAUGCUCACAGUGGGUGAUUAUGUGGUAUCGCCAAAGAUCUGUGUGGAGAGAAAGUCGAUUCCCGAUUUGAUUGGAUCUUUCAAAAGCGGCCGUUUGUACCAGCAGUGUGAGCAGAUGUUCCGCCACUACGAGCUUCCCACGCUUUUGAUUGAGUUUGACGAAAACAAGUCCUUUUCGUUUGAGCCAUUUGCCGAAAUUCGCCCGCCGGGGUUCAAAGCGACCAACCCGAUCGCCAGCAAGAUUUCCAAAAAAGAGAUCCAGCUGAAAAUCACGGAGCUCCUCAUUUCCUUCCCCAAGCUCAAGGUGAUCUGGUCAUCUUCGCCAUACGAAACCGCUCAGAUCUUCCUAGAACUAAAGGCUAGUCAACACGAGCCCGAUGUGGAGGAGGCACUUGCCAAAGGCGUCAAUCCUGCUAUCUCAACCAACGAAGGACCUCCCAUGUACAAUGACGACGCCAUUGAUCUUCUCCAGAGCAUCCCUGGCAUAAACAAUGUCAACUACACUACGGUGAUUCUGAGGAUCAGAAACAUCAAGGAAUUUGUGUCGCUCAGCAAAAAAGACCUCCACGAAAUGCUAGGAGAAGAAAACGGCAACAAGGCUUACAAUUUCGUGAACCGGUAUGUACGGUGA
Messenger RNA from Candidozyma pseudohaemuli, 3270 nucleotides. RefSeq names its product ssDNA endodeoxyribonuclease (gene RAD1). The record is from RefSeq and is a predicted model, not a curated record. Gene Ontology annotation, biological process: resolution of meiotic recombination intermediates; double-strand break repair via homologous recombination; double-strand break repair via single-strand annealing, removal of nonhomologous ends. NCBI's taxonomy places the organism in Eukaryota, Fungi, Ascomycota, Pichiomycetes, Serinales, Metschnikowiaceae. The coding region runs from base 1 to 3270 and encodes 1089 amino acids. The transcript has a single exon. Gene Ontology annotation, molecular function: single-stranded DNA endonuclease activity; damaged DNA binding; single-stranded DNA binding. Gene Ontology annotation, cellular component: nucleotide-excision repair factor 1 complex.